AUGACAUUGAAAUCACAUAUAUAUCAAAGAUACACCCAUUUUAAAGUGACACAAUGUGCCCCAGGAGUAGCGUUGGUGGAAAUCAACCGGCCCAAACAAGGUAAUAGUUUCGAACACACCACCUGGAUCCAGUUUCGAGAUCUCUUGCUUCAACUAAAUAACGAGAAAGACGACAACACCGUCAAAGUAAUUAUAUUAAUGGGCACUGGUAAACAUUUUUGCACCGGUUUAAAUUUGAAGUUUGCCAUCAACCACAUUGGCAAACUUGGACUAAGGGCAAAGCGUUCCCGAGAUGGGAUGGCCAGCAGCAGCAGCAGCACCAGAAAGAAACUCAUUUACCAAUUCAUCAAAGAGUUUCAAGCGGCCAUUGCUACCCCCACCAAGAUCGAUAUUCCAAUCAUUUCGGUUUGUCAUGGGGUAACUUAUGGAUUAGCUCUUGAUAUUAUGGCGACCACCACCGUCAGAUACGGUACCGAAGGCUGUAAAUUCGCGAUCCCUGAAAUCAAGUUGGGGUUCGCUGCCGACAUUGGGGCAUUACAAAGAUUGCCGCACAUCAUCACCAAUCAUUCAUUAUUCAACGAACUUGUGUUGACCGGUGAGUCGUUUGAUAUUACCACCGCCAAAGAAUUGGGAAUUGUGUCCAAAGUUUUCAAUACGAAAGCUCAAGCUUUCACCGAAGCUUUGAAGCUUGCAGUUAAGAUUUCCAAAUUCAGUAGGGAUAGUAUAGCGGGUACCAAAAAUAGUCUCACAUCGAUGGCAGAAGGAGAAUCAGUAGAUACGGGCUUAGAGAAUGUGGCAAGAUAUAAUUCCGAGACUUUACCGGUUUUGAAAAUGCCAAUAUCAAAAUUAUGA
Saccharomycopsis crataegensis is the source of this 852-nucleotide messenger RNA. RefSeq lists its product as uncharacterized. The transcript has a single exon. The record is from RefSeq and is a predicted model, not a curated record. Gene Ontology annotation, cellular component: mitochondrion. The coding region runs from base 1 to 852 and encodes 283 amino acids. NCBI's taxonomy places the organism in Eukaryota, Fungi, Ascomycota, Saccharomycetes, Ascoideales, Saccharomycopsidaceae. Gene Ontology annotation, molecular function: delta(3,5)-delta(2,4)-dienoyl-CoA isomerase activity.